This is a messenger RNA of Lymnaea stagnalis (great pond snail), 4864 nucleotides long. The record is from the annotation of a GenBank genome assembly. Lineage: Eukaryota; Metazoa; Mollusca; Gastropoda; Lymnaeidae.
CAAAUAGGUAUUUAUUCAAGUUACUGUACCCUUGACAUUGUAGUUAUAGUCUUGUUGUUAUUAACAAUGUCGUACCGAAAGCCACAAAAUAUUCGCGAUAUAACAAAAAUUUUAAGUAAACUGAGAGAUUGGCUAUUGAGUGUAAGUGUAAUUAAUUCGUUGUGUGUGCAACCCCAGCUUUCUUUGAUUAUUUUAAGCAAUAAGUUUUAGUUGUAGAGCCUAGUUCUAAUAAAUUCUAGGCAAUCCUCCAAAGUCCGGUCCCAAAUUAUUUCGUAUGAAAAAAAUUGCAAUGCACAGUGUCUAUUGUUAGAAAACAGCAGAAAUGUCAAUCAUAGCUUUUGCAAAUAACUGUCACUUUAAAAACCAGUCAGUAAACACUAAAUAUUGUAAUUGGCACAUAACAUUUGGAAAUAAGAGCCGAAAACGUUCUGCUUGUGACUGUUGCACCACUGAAGGCUCCAAGUAGCUGGCAAACAGACCGCAACUAGUACCAAACUGAUAGUGAAGUUUACGUUUCUCGCUUGCAUCCAAAGUCCUUCAAUAAUUUAUGUGUGAAUGUCCUGGUCUUCUGGAUCAACAAAUUCAAUCACAUGCACAAUGACAGCGUGAGCAUAAAUCCCGUUGUUGAGCUGAGCGACAUUUUGAUAUCCUCGCCAAGCGUCCAUGACGAUAGCUGUCCCUGGUAACACAUGAUUAGUGAUAAUGCGCUCGAGUGUUUGUGCAUCUCAGCGGCCGACAACCUCCAUCCAACAUCGUCCACUGCCGCAAACAUGAAUUUCAAAACAGAAUGAUGCCCAAGACUUUUAAGUAAGGAGUAAUAAUUGGAAAUAAUUUGGGACAGGAUUUCGGAGGAUUGCCCAAUUCUACUUCCUUUUGUAGUAAUUUUAAGUAAUUUAAUUAAUUAGCUACUAAUUUGUAUUUAGUUAGUGCGAGUACUCCUAGUAGGAUUACUGCCUAGUACUAUUACUCACUACCAUUGCAGCCUACUCAGCUGUCACUUAGAAAAAUAGAACUAUUGAAAGAAUAAAUUAAAAACUUAUGUUUUAGAAAAUGAAAAUCUCUUGAGCCACAUCAUUGACUCCAUUGAGAUUUUGUCUAAAUUUUUUAAACUUUAAAUAUCAUCACUUUUUUGUUUUGUAUUGUGUGAUGAAGAAGGCAUCAAGCUGUUGCCAAAACGACAGUUUAAUUGUCCUGUCUUUUCUUUUUAAGUCUAAACAUACCUUGCUCUGCUAUUUAUUUAGAUUUAGAUGUUUCUUACUAGUCAAGUUUAAUACUGUAUGUAGUUGUAGUGGAGUAGAUUUAGGCAUAGGUCCUAGUCCUCUUAGUGCAGUGUUUCCCAAACUUUUAAGUUUCACGGACUGGUGCACAAGUUUCGAAACUGCACCAGGGACCGUUGCCAGAUUUAAUAAUUACAUUUUCUUUCUAUUUAUACAUCAAUAUUCAUGCUCUCUGGACCUGUAACGUAAGGCUCAUGGACCGGUGCCGGUCCACAGACCACCAUUUGGAGAACGCUGCUCUUGUGAAUGGAGUUGGACUAAUCAGGAUGAUAAUGCCUACAUCAUAGAAGACAGAAGUAGGCUAAUUAUAGUCAGGAUAGUGCCCCUAGUCAUUGGGCCAAUGAAGAAUUUGUAAAAGGGGAUGUCACAAAUUAAUGAUGAUAUUGAUAUCUGAGGAGGGUGAAGAUUAUAAAGUAACUAAAGCAAGUGACACUUGGACCCUAACAAACACAGAAGAAAACAUAUUAAAAACAUUGUAUUGAAAAGUUCUCAGGAAAAUAUAUGACUCAACAAAGGAGGAAUAUGGAUGGAGAAUAUGAACCAAUCAGGAAUGGUAUAGACUAUAUCAGAAUCCCAUGCUAGUACUAGAAAUUAAAAAAAGGGCAGGGUACACUUGGUGGGACAUUUAGAAAGAAUGCUAAAUGACCGAGGAGUGAAGAGUGUGCACCACCAAAAUCCUAGAGGAAAACUGCUCACUGGCAGACAUAUGCUUAAAUGGAUAGACAUGUAGAAAAAGAUCUACAGCAAAUGGGAAUCCUAACAUAAAAAAGAUAAGCAUCAGAUCUGAGUGGAAGGAAGUGGUGAGGCAGGCCAAAGCCUUACAUGUAGCACCACAGGGAUGGAUGGAAGAUUAUGAAAUAUGAGUGGUUUAUGUUAUUAAAAAUUACUAGACUAUAAAUAGCUCAUAAUUUCAUUUGGCAUUAAAUGUUUAAUUAAUGUUUAAAGGUGGACCUUUGUGAACACUAAAAUAAAAAUCUCACAAAAACACAAAAGAGUUCUCUUUACGAUUCUAUAUAGAUUAUGAAUAGAACCUAAAAGCAUUGCACUAAGUGACUAGGUACAUCUUGAAAUAAUUCUAUGAUAAUUCCAAUAUUAUUUGAAAUCUCAGAUAAGAUUUCGUAUUCUUAUCGUAAUUUUUAAUUUUGUUUCUGCAGCAUGAUGAGUUUAGAACUGCUCAUAGGUAUGAGGGCUACUUAGCAAAAAGGUAUGAUAUCUCUGUAGGCCAAUUGUUUUUUUAGUGUAAUUCUAUAUAUUUAUAAAUCCUAGCAGUUCUUUUGUGGAAUAAAACUUAAAACAAUGCAUGUUAUUUAAUCAUCGUUGUAGUGAAAAAUUUUGUUUCUGAUAUAUGCAACUCUCAUUUACUUUUAAUAAAAAAUUUUUUUUUAGAACUCAGCCCCCACCUAGACUACCACCAGGUGUUUCUGAUAAACUGUCUAACAACUAUUACUACACAAGAGAUGGGCGUCGUGAAGUUCAGCCACCUAACAAUAUUUAUGAUGCAACUCAAAAGCAGUUAGCAACAGGGUAUGUUCAGUGAUGUUCAAUUUCCACUAAUAAAAUCCUAUAUGAUAAAGUUGAACCUUAUCCAUUUCAUCCAUCCAUUGUCAAUAGGGCUUGUCAUUUAAUGGCGGAAAUCUAUUAAUAGAACUGAUGUCAUUAUUACUCAUCAUCCGGGUACUCAGCGCGGACAAAAUGUCAACACUGUUCAGUAUUACUAUGUUAGCGAAGUGUCCUUGAAAUUUGUUUACAACUCUAUUUUACGAAAUAUUUUACAUAUUUUUUUUUACUUCUAUUUUCUGAAAUGCGACUUCAUUGCUUGAACGGCAAAUGUAACAGUAACUCGAGAUACAAGGAUCGUCCGAACGAUAUGCUGAAACACACUAUAAGCUGCCAUGUUUUAAGCAAUAUUUGUCCGCUGACCUUCUAAAAAUAGUACCCUAUGACGUUUUCCGGUCUAAGAAAUGACAAAGCCUAUUGCUAAAGUAACAAAAUUCCAAUAGGAAUUAAACUGAUCUUAAAUUUUUCACCAGAGUGUUUAUGAAUGCUGGUGUUGCCCUUAAUAGUUAGUAAUCUACAUAAAAAGCUAAUAAAAUAACAGGGUCAAGGGAGCAACUAUUGCCUUCAACACCAACUGUUAUCUGAUUCCCACAUAAUAUGACAAUGCAGUUAUUAGUGCUUUUUUAAUAAUAAUUCAUGAGCAAGUUAUUUGAUUGUUUGGGGUUUGAAUUUAUAAAAUAAUUCAGGAAUUAUUCUUCAAAUUUUAAACAUUACGACAUGUCUUUAAUUUACUGGCAGAUACUUUUAUUUAAUUUAUUUCCAGAAAUAGGAUUUGGAUAAGACAAGUAUCUUAUUUCUAGAGUUUAAUGUCUGAUAUCCAAUAUCUUUGAACUUUAUGUUUCAGAGCUGCUCUCCCUUCUGUUUCAAAGCCAGUUGUCCCAGGAAUACCUUUCAACUGGAAAACUGGACAAUUUGAUCAGCUCACAAAAUAAGGACUUAUUUAAUGAUUUAUUUUUUUUCUUCUUUUUAUUUCUGUUGGGUAAAGAAAACAAAGUAUGUCAGAUAGAAAAAUGUUUAACUUUUAGAAACGUUAGCUUGUAAAUAGUGAUUUAUUUUAAAAAAAAUUAUGUGUUGUGUCAGGCAAGAUUAAAUAAAUUAAAAUGAAACACAAAUUUAAAAAGAUUUUCUUUUUAUAUUGAUUUUAUUAAGUAAAAUGAAUUCUAAUUAUUAAUAAAUAAUUCAACUGGUAUUAUUUAAUUUGAGAACAUUAAAAUUGUAAGAAUAAGUCUGUGCAUAUUAUCAUUUUGCUAAUACCAUAUGGGUUAUCUAUUAAUUAUCUAACGUGUAAUGUGCCAUAACAAAAUUACUCUGUUUGGGAAACAGCUACAAACAUUACCAUAUUAACAUUUCAACUUUGAGCCAAUAAAUAUAGUUACUGAGUCUAUUUUAUCUGGGUUAUUUUUGUGAUCCAGAACAGGAAUCACUUUUAUGAGAAAAAUUUAAAGUACAAUCAAAAUACAUAAUUCUCCAUGUAACAAUGUAACUAUCAGAUGGUGCUGAUUUCACUAAAUAAAAUUCCCUGUAACUGCACUGGAUGCUUAAAAAUAUCACAAGUGCGUUUGGUGAGUAAUAUUUUUUUUUAGGAAUCUGCAGUGUUAAAGGGGUUGGGACAUUAGAAUAUUAAUACAGUGCAGUAGCGUAAUUAGCUCUAACGGAAUAUUAUAAAUGUGUUACUUGAAUGCAUGUUUUGUCAAGUAACUUCAGUUGAUGGGAAGUUGAACCACUGCGGCCGCCAAAAGCUAGUUUCUAAAUAUUUCAGGGAGAAAUCAAUUUCAUGCAGCUUUCAAAUUAAAAUACCAGCUCAGUGCAUGGACCACAAUCUUAAGGGAUUAACAGCAUGUAACAAGAAUAUUUUUUGUAUGGGGCUGACACAUCACCUUACACACUCACUGUUAGUAAUUUAAAAAAUAGAAAGCUGCCAAGAUAAAAGUAGUCACACCAAAUGCUCCUAAUUAAUCAAGCUUUAUUUAUAUCAUUAAGAGAGUUGGUUUUUUUUUUAUAAUUAUAACUCAAUUUUACAUUCAAAUUCA